CGUAAGCCAGCGGAGAAUAAGGACAGAUACACAAUAGUCUACAGCCACUCAAAUGGUAUGGAUUUAGGACCCUGGUUCAGGUAUUUACGGCGCUUAGGCAAGAGAUGUGAGAGUAAUGUCUUUGCCUAUGAGUACUCGGGUUAUGGACUGAGUGGUGGCCGUCCGUCUGAACGCAAUCUAUACGCCGAUAUUGAGUCCGUCGUUAAGACAUUGGUUUGCGAUAAACACAUGAAUUGUAAACGUAUUAUACUAUUGGGAGAGAGUAUUGGUUCCGUUCCCUCCAUUCAUUUGGCGUCGAGUAUAUCAAUGGCCGGAGUUAUACUCAAAGCGCCCCUGAUGUCCGGAAUUAGGACUAUGUUUGAUUACUCGGGAAACACUUGGACCUUUGAUCCCUUUCCCAACAUUGAGCUCAUAUCAAAAGUCGAUUGCCCGAUCCUUAUAAUUCACGGCACAGAAGACGAAGUGAUAGAUAUAUCGCACGGAAUAUCACUGUAUAAGCGGUGCAGACAUCCAGUGUCUCCCCUAUGGGUCUCCGGUAGGAAUCACUCCACUCUCCGACUCGAUGAACAGUUUUUCCCCAGAAUUCAGUUAUUUAUUACAGAAAUUGAAAACUUUCACAAAAAUCAGUCAAUAAAAGUUUGA
This is a messenger RNA of Oppiella nova, 642 nucleotides long. Lineage: Eukaryota; Metazoa; Arthropoda; Arachnida; Sarcoptiformes; Oppiidae. The record is from the annotation of a GenBank genome assembly.